AUCCUCUUUUGAUUUGUUCUUAAAACCCGUCUCCUGAAAUGUGAAACCCUUUGCUCUCACUCCCAAAACGAUGUCGUCUCUAUCUCGCGUUCUCCGUGGCACCUUCAACACUUGCACGAUCCGCCGUUUUUCCUCCGCCGCCACCGUAACGACGGCAGUCAGUGCCGCAAUCUCGCCACCUCAAAAUUCACUUACCAGUAUCGUAAAUGGCGAACGAAACCCACGAAGGAUCGUUGAGAAGUUCAAGAAGGCAUGUGAGUCGGAGCGGUUCCGGAAUAACAUAGCCGUUUACGAUAGAACCGUGCGCCGUCUCGUCGCAGCAAAGAGAUUACACUUUGUCGAAGAGAUUUUGGAGGAGCAGAAGAAGUACCGCGACAUGUCAAAAGAGGGAUUCGCGGCGAGGAUCAUUUCGCUCUAUGGAAAAGCCGGUAUGUUUGAAAAUGCCCAGAAGGUGUUCGACGAAAUGCCUGAUAGAAACUGCAAGAGGUCAGUGUUGUCCUUCAAUGCUUUGCUUAGUGCAUAUGGACUUUCCAAGAAAUUCGAUGUGGUUGAACAACUUUUCAAUGAGUUACCGGGGAAGCUAUCAAUCAAACCAGAUAUUGUAUCUUACAAUACUUUGAUCAAGGCAUUGUGUGAGAAGGAUUCUUUACCUGAAGCUGUUGCAUUACUUGAUGAGAUUGAGAACAAAGGUUUGAAACCUGAUAUAGUCACAUUCAACACACUUUUACUGUCGUCGUAUUUGAAGGGACAGUUUGAGCUAGGGGAAGAGAUAUGGGCUAAAUUGGUGGAGAAGAAUGUACCGAUAGACAUCAGGACUUAUAAUGCUCGGUUGCUUGGAUUAGCCAGCGAGGUGAAAUCAAAAGAGCUAGUAAGUCUCUUUGAAGAACUGAAAGCUAGUGGGAUCAAACCUGAUGUUUUCAGCUUCAAUGCUAUGAUUAGAGGAUCUAUCAACGAAGGAAAAAUGGACGAAGCUGAAUCGUGGUACAAAGAAAUAGUGAAUCACGGUUAUCGUCCUGAUAAAGCUACCUUUGCUUUAUUGCUUCCUGCAAUGUGUAAAGCAGGUGACUUUGAGUCUGCGAUUGAGCUCUUCAAGGAGACAUUCAGUAAGCGGUAUCUUGUGGGUCAAACAACGUUGCAGCAGUUAGUUGAUGAAUUGGUGAAAGGGUCCAAGAGAGAAGAAGCUGAGGAGAUUGUGGAGAUUGCAAAGACCAAUGAUUUCUUAAAGUUGAAGCUAAUUUUGCCGUCCCAGGAAGAGUAAGUGGUUCAUUUGCUACUCUCUCUCACUAGUGUCUUGCUACAUUGUGUGAGAAGAGCCCUUAAGCUAUAUGUAUUUGCGGAUGUUGCCCAGUUUAUGGCUUUUCUAUUUGUUUGAACUUUCAUCUGUGGAAGGAAAACUAGUUUCUUUCUGUAUGUAGUUCGGUUAUUUGAGUUUGACAAAAAAAAAACGGCAUGUAGUCGAGGGUUCUGCAGAAGAAACGCUACACAUUUAA
Arabidopsis arenosa is the source of this 1490-nucleotide messenger RNA. NCBI's taxonomy places the organism in Eukaryota, Viridiplantae, Streptophyta, Magnoliopsida, Brassicales, Brassicaceae. The record is from the annotation of a GenBank genome assembly.